This is a messenger RNA of Funneliformis geosporum, 318 nucleotides long. Lineage: Eukaryota; Fungi; Glomeromycota; Glomeromycetes; Glomerales; Glomeraceae. The record is from the annotation of a GenBank genome assembly.
AUGAAAUACACUUAUUCUACUUUCAUCAUUGUUGUAAUCUCAGCAAUGAUACUUGGCUUAACUUGGAUUGAAGCCGAUGCCGAUUGUUCGAUAGGUGAAGGAAAACGUGAUUGUCAUUCGGGAUCCUCAUGUAGCUCCAAUAACGAUUGUAUAUUUAAGCUUUGCGAAAAUUUUGUCUGUAUGCGAAGGUUGUCUAGCGGCUGCAAAGUGGGAGGAAAGAAGAAAAAUUGUAGAUUGGGUGAACCAUGUGUAUCUAGUGAUGAUUGCCAAGCGCCUGGUUGUGCAGAAAAUGAUAGUGGAAAUACUGUUUGCGUCUAA